AUGCCCGGCAAGGUGACCACUGGCAGCGACAUCGGGCAGGCCCACUGGGCCAUGGAGCAGCUGCAGAUGGAGGUGGGCAUCGACCGUGUGAAGGUAUCCAAGGCGGCCGCUGACCUGCUGCAGUUCUGCAUGGAGCAGGCCAAGAGUGACCCCUUCCUCAUGGGCAUCCCAGCUGCCACCAACCCCUUCAAGGAGAAGAAGCCCUGCACCAUCCUAUGA
Messenger RNA from Mesoplodon densirostris (Blainville's beaked whale), 219 nucleotides. RefSeq names its product G protein subunit gamma 14 (gene GNG14). NCBI's taxonomy places the organism in Eukaryota, Metazoa, Chordata, Mammalia, Artiodactyla, Ziphiidae. Gene Ontology annotation, biological process: G protein-coupled receptor signaling pathway. The record is from RefSeq and is a predicted model, not a curated record. Gene Ontology annotation, cellular component: heterotrimeric G-protein complex. Gene Ontology annotation, molecular function: G-protein beta-subunit binding. Bases 1 to 219 code for a protein of 72 amino acids. The transcript is spliced from 2 exons.